AUGUCGCCGACCACCUCAACACCAGAUCCGCUCGACGAUUGCCGGUGGACCAUCUCGGGUCCACUACGCAAACUGCCUAUUGAGACGCUGCAAGCCAUUCUUGAUUUGCUACCAGCCCGCCCUCUCCUCGCUCUGUUAUACGCAAUUCCCCCGUUUGAACGAAUGGUUGGCUCUCGACAUGUUGCUCACAUUGAGGAGGAUGGCAUUUCUAUCCUACAUCUUCUUGCGGCGACUAGUGGCAAAACCAGGGCUUUGGACGUAGCAUUUUUGUACAAAAUGCUUGCCAAAAGUCCUGUUGACGCAAACCCAAUAUGUCAACAGCGGAACAAUCCAUUGGCCCAUGCAAUAUUUUCAAAGAAUGAAAAGGCGACGGAGGCACUGUUGAAGCGAGAAGAGGUCGAUGCAAAUUCAUUGUUCCCUCUUCUCGAAUACCAGACUCCGUUAAUUUAUGCCAUUGAACGGGAGGAAAAAAGACUUAUUGAUCUCUUACUCGAUGCAGAAGGCGUCAAUGUCGCUAAACCAGACCUAUACGGGAGAACACCGUUGUCGUAUGCCGCCGGGAAGGGUGACCUGGUGUUGACAAGACGGCUCCUGCCGCGUUAUACCGAUACCGACAUAGGGCACAUUGACGACGAUGGCAGAGAAGCAAUAUCCUAUGCUGCUUCUGCUGGGAGUAAAGAAGUCGUAGAGCUUCUGCUAUCUCAGAAUGGGGUCAACGCAAACCAGAGAGAUAGAAUGAAUCGAACACCACUGAUGUGUGCCGCUGCUGCUAGGAGUAAAGAAGUCGUAGAGCUUCUGCUGUCUCAGGAUGGGGUCGACGCGGACCAUGAAGAUAACUAUGGUCAAACGCCACUAUCAGAGGCCGUUGAAGCGAGGAAUGAAGAAGUCAUACGGCUACUGGUAAACCCUGAUCUUUACAAAGGCGGGAAAGAUGACUAUUGUGCAACACCACUAUCAUGUGCAGUUGCAACGGGUGACGAAAACAUCGUCGAGCUGCUACUACCAAGGCCUAAUGUUGAUGCAAGGACAAGAACCAGCAGCAAUCAGUGUGCGUUGAUCGAAGCUGCCAGGUUUGGCUCUUCAGCGGUGGUAAAGCUGCUACUAUCGCAACCUGGUGUUCUCGCAGACGAGCCAGAUAUCGAUGGUCGAACGCCACUGUCGUUUGCUGCUGCGUACGGACGCGAAAGCGUCGCAAGGUUAUUACUAGAGGAGUAUUCCGUGAGGGCUCACUCGAGAUGCCGCGACAACAGAACGCCCCUAGCCUAUGCAGCUGCGUUGGGAGAAGUUGAGAUCGUGAAUUUGCUACUGGAUCAUGUCAAGGAAGAAGACCUCGAAGACAUGGAUUCAGAAUUGCUAGUACUACUAGCACGGGAAUUGCCCAGACUUCUCGCACCGAAAUUAGUCCACGCUAGCAGGACUGAUGUAAACUAUGCUGGCAACGACGGAUACACAGCGCUAUUCUGGGCCUCCCGAUCCGGUUCGACGCCAUUGGUAGAGCUACUACUUUCACAUCCGAAUAUCAACAUAGACAAAACGUUCGAAUAUUUCAACACGCCACUACUGGAGGCCAUUCAACAAGGCCAUGAAGACAUUGCAUUGCUAUUAAUCAAGCGCGGCGCCCACUGCGAGAGAGGCCCUACUCGACUGCGCGACGAACCAGAAACACCACUGCGUGCUGCAAUUCGAUGGGAGCGAGAACGUGUUGUAGAGCAAAUACUGCAUCUGGGCGUUAGCAUGGAAACCGAAGAUCCCCUCUACGAGCUACCACUGGUCUAUGCUAUAGAAAACAAAAACCCGCGCAUCGUCAAGCUGCUGCUCGACUAUUACAGCAAGAAGACAGACGAGGCCACCUCGGAUCUCCGCGUGGGCCUGCACCGCGCAGUCACAUCGGAGCAACCACAAGCCGUACAGAUGCUGCUCGGCCUGCUAAAUGGCCGAGUCCCCAAGCCCGAGGGCUUUCUACUGGGAGAGUUGCCAAUGUUAUCCUGCUUGUUGGGAACCCGAUUCCCUUGCAUGCUUCACUAUAGAACGGAUUCACAUUCGAUGCGAUGUUCGGAUGCACAAAAGCUCGUCGUCCGGACGAUGCUGGGCAUCAAGGACGAGGAGCUCACCAACAUGGAUAAGAAGUCCCCCUUCUACAUAGCCCUACGCUGCCAAGUCUUCGUAGCACAGAUGUUGCUCGAUCGGGCUGAUGGAGGCCCGGAUUGGGACCGUUACCACUUCCCCUGGCCAAAAUCGAGGAGCGCAUUUGCCAAGUACGAGAACAUCGUGAGCAAACUCCUCGACAUGCGCGAUAAGCAGACGGCUCAGCUGCGCCGAGACAACCUGACGGUAUUGCCUUGGGCUGCGGCCGACCCCGAACUUGAAUCUUAUUUCAAUAUUGUCUGGUAUUUGCUGCACGCGCCGGAACCCGUUGUCAAUAUCGUCGAUGUGAUUGGAUUCACCGAGUUAUUAUAUGCGCUAGGCGUCAACUUCGAUGAAGACAUGACAUGGUUAUAUAUGUAUGAUGAGCAAAAUCCAUGA
This is a messenger RNA of Metarhizium robertsii ARSEF 23, 2523 nucleotides long. Its product is annotated as Ankyrin repeat protein. The transcript has a single exon. Bases 1 to 2523 code for a protein of 840 amino acids. The record is from RefSeq and is a predicted model, not a curated record. Lineage: Eukaryota; Fungi; Ascomycota; Sordariomycetes; Hypocreales; Clavicipitaceae. Gene Ontology annotation, molecular function: protein binding.